Messenger RNA from Cladophialophora immunda, 1353 nucleotides. RefSeq lists its product as uncharacterized. Bases 1 to 1326 code for a protein of 441 amino acids. Gene Ontology annotation, cellular component: fungal-type vacuole membrane. The record is from RefSeq and is a predicted model, not a curated record. Gene Ontology annotation, biological process: transmembrane transport. The transcript is spliced from 2 exons. NCBI's taxonomy places the organism in Eukaryota, Fungi, Ascomycota, Eurotiomycetes, Chaetothyriales, Herpotrichiellaceae. Gene Ontology annotation, molecular function: transmembrane transporter activity.
AUGUCGAAAGCCGAUUCAAGUUGGGCGGCGUACGGGGCUUUACUGGCUGCGCUUCUCUCUGAAGGCGUCCUCUUCGGAGUCUGCCUUUCAUUCGGCGUGUUCCAGGAUUACUACAGCAACAGAGCCUCCCUCCCUCACAGCGACCUCUCGUCAUGGAUUGGCGUUCUCGCAGCAGGCAUUGCAUACCUAGGAGCUCCGGCCGUCACAUACUGCUGUCAAAACUUGACGAUUCCCUGCCACUAUUACAUCUACGCGGGAUGGAUCCUGUGUCUCGUGGGCCUCGUGAGCAGUGCGUUUUGUCACGACGUCAAGACGCUGAUCGCCACGCAAGGGCUGUUGUUCGGCUUGGGCCUGCUCGUUGUGGAAAUGUCCACGCUCAUAAUCCUAAACACGUGGUUCGUCGCGAGACGUGGACUUGCAUACGGUCUGCUCUACGGGUUCACCGACUUGUUUGGCGUGGCGUGGGGGUUUCUCGCCAGCUCCCUCCUGAACCAGCAUGGCGUCAAGACCGCAUUCCUCGUAUUCGCCGCGAUCUGCUUCUUUAUCCCGGGUGUUGGGAUCUUUUUCCUUCGCGAAAGGUCUUCUGCCGCUGCAGACUCAUGCUCCGAGACUGCAUCGGUCAAGGAGUUGACAUCCACAGACAUGCUACGUGAGAUACCUACAGCCGAUACCCUGCCUCCACGCCGUUACCAUCGCCACGCCAGCUUCUACAUCUUUCUCCUGUCGAACCUCUUUCAGUCAUUUGCUUUCUACUUGCCCUUCAUCUACCUGCCCUCCUACACCACGGCGCUCGGAUACUCGGCGUCGACCGGCGCAAUGGUCCUCGCGAUCGCCAACGUCGCCCAAGUGUUCGGAGAGAUCGGCUUCGGCAGCCUCUCGGACAGAGUCGGCGUCCACGCCCUGGUGUUCUUCUCGGCCGCAGCGGCUUCGCUCUCCGCAUUUCUGAUCUGGGGGUUCGCCGAUUCCCUUGCAUAUCUGAUCGUCUUUGCGCUGCUCUUUGGCGGUUCCGCGAGCGGCUUCCUCACGCUGUGGCCGCGCAUGGGCACCAUGUUUGCGGAACACGAUGCCAGCAUGAUCUACAGUUUCCUGUCGCUGGGGAGGGGCCUGGGCGUCAUUUCUUCCGGCCCAAUUAGCUCGGCAUUGCUUCGGGUGCAUGGAGAUAUCAGGGACCAUGGCGAUGACCGAAUACGGCAUCAUUAUCAAGCCGUUGUGCUCUUCGUGGGGUCUUGCAUGGCUGCUAGUGCGGCUCUGGGCGUUGUCGGGUGGACAUCGUCAUAUUUGAAAAGCAAACACGUAUCGCAGGGAGGAGGAGGUGCAGCUGCAUAGUUAUGCCAGGUGUCAAAAUGAAUGAAA